Anoplophora glabripennis (Asian longhorned beetle) is the source of this 1797-nucleotide messenger RNA. RefSeq names its product polyadenylate-binding protein 4-like. The coding region runs from base 1 to 1797 and encodes 598 amino acids. Gene Ontology annotation, cellular component: ribonucleoprotein complex. Lineage: Eukaryota; Metazoa; Arthropoda; Insecta; Coleoptera; Cerambycidae. Gene Ontology annotation, molecular function: RNA binding. The record is from RefSeq and is a predicted model, not a curated record. The transcript has a single exon.
AUGAAUCUUCCCCAAGGAGUGAUGUUUCCUACAGGAUCUCUUUAUGUUGGAGAUCUUCAUCCAGAUGUCACAGAAGCUAUGCUAUAUGAAAAAUUUACAACUGCUGGGCAAGUACUGUCUUUAAGAGUUUGCCGUGAUACACGAACAAAGCAGUCCCUUGGAUACGGCUACGUCAAUUUCAGUCAAGCCCAGGACGCUGAAAGAGCUUUGGAUACAAUGAAUUUCGAUCUUCUCAAAGGGAAACCUAUCCGCAUUAUGUGGUGCCAGAGGGAUCCCGCAUUGAGAAAAUCAGGAAUUGGCAACGUAUUUAUCAAGAAUUUAGACAAGAAUAUCGACAAUAAAGCGAUGUACGACACUUUUUCCGCGUUUGGCAAUAUUUUAAGCUGCAAGGUGGCCCUCGAUGAAGCCGGUUAUUCCAAAGGAUAUGGAUUCGUCCACUUUGAAAGCGAAGAAGCUGCGAAUAAGGCUAUAGAAAAGGUAAACGGGAUGCUUUUGAACGACAAGAAAGUUUAUGUUGGAAAGUUUAUUCCUAGAAUGGAACGUGAGAAAGAAUUGGGCGAGAAAGCGAAGCAAUUCACAAACAUUUACGUGAAAAACUUCGGUUCCAACAUGUCAGACGAAAAGUUCUAUGAACUGUUCAGCAAGUUUGGAAAGAUAACCAGCAGCGUGGUGAUGCGUCAAAUCGACGGCACGUCCAAAGGAUUCGGUUUCGUAGCUUUCGAGGAGGCAAAGUCCGCGGAAAAAGCCGUCGAGGAAGUGAACGGGAAAGAAAUGGAUACUAACAUCCUUUACGUAGGCCGCGCACAGAAAAAAACCGAGAGGAUCAACGAACUGAAGAAGCGCUACGAACAGCUAAGGAUCGAACGCUACAGCCGCUUCCAGGGGGUCAACCUCUACGUAAAGAACCUGGACGACACUUUCGACGACGAGAAACUCAGGAAGGAGUUCUCCUCGUAUGGAACAAUCACCUCGGCCAAGGUUAUGACGGAGAACGGCCGCAGCAAGGGCUUCGGUUUCGUGUGCUACACUUCCCCGGAGGAAGCUACUAAAGCCGUCACCGAAAUGAACGGGAGAAUGGUGGGAAGUAAGCCCCUUUACGUGGCCUUGGCCCAGAGGAAGGAAGACCGCCGCGCAUUCUUGAACAGCCAGUACAUGCAGAGAGCGCAGGCGAUGAGGCACCAGAACAGUAUCAACUUCCCCACUACGACACCUCCCUUCCUUAUACCCGCAGUGGCGCAGGGCCCGAGGUUUUUCAACCACCUGAACCCCUUGAACCACAUAAGGCCCACGCCUCGCUGGCCGACGCCCAACGCCAUCCGCCCCAACGGCACUUACAGCUUGUCGAUGCUGAACUCGCCGUAUCGAGCCACCUCUAGGUCUUCUAUCCAGGUGAACAACGUGAGAAACUCGAUGCACGCACGGCCCAUCACUGGACAGCAGACGCCACCGUCUAGACCCAACAGUAAAUACACCAGCUCCACCAAUAACAUUCUGAGACCUAUAAACAUGAGCAGUAUCGGGAACGGGGGAGAUAUACCCCUGAACGCAAACACUUUGGCGGGAGCGGCGCCCCAGGAACAGAAGCAAAUCUUGGGGGAGAAGCUUUUUCGGGUCGUGGAAAAAAUGUACCCUGACGUGGCGGGGAAAGUCACGGGGAUGUUGCUGGAAAUCGACAACUCCGAACUGCUCAACAUGAUGGACAACCAGGACACCUUGAGGGCCAAGGUCGAAGAGGCCAUUGCUGUUCUCCAAGCUCACAAAGCCAAUAGCAAGAAGGGAAUAGUAGUGCAAGAUUAA